AUGGAUGCGUCAACCACCCCGGCUUCAGAGGCCACAACCUCACAGGCCUCGACCCCAGUUCCCAACAACGACAACCACAACAACAAUAACAGGCCAAACACGGCGUCAAAUUCAGGCAUCCCGAUCCACGGCAAACCCCCGCGCCGUAUCCUCGCCUGCGAACUCUGCCAGCACCGCAAGAUCAAAUGCGACAGACACUUCCCAUGCGCCAACUGCACCAAGGUCCGAACUAUGAGGAAAAUGAUGGACGACGAGGAUUCCUACGAGGCCAGCCCGGAGAGCAUGACCACCGACGAUAAUACCGAGAUGCUGCUCGGCGGCGACAGCCCGGAAGUCGACCUCGCCAACCUCUGGCCCUCCCCCGCCCAGAUACUUCCCCUGUGGCAAGUGUAUUUAGACAGGGUGAACCCACUAACCAAGAUUAUCCACGUCCCGUCCGUGCAGCCCUAUAUGGCGGCCGUCAUUACCGACUCGAAAGCGCUACCUAGGAACGUCGAGGCGCUCCUGUUCUCGAUCUUUGUCAUGGCGGUCGUGGCGAUGACGCCCGACGAGUGCAAGGCGCUCCUUGGGAUAGCCAGAGAAGAAGCUCUCCAAAGAUACUCGUCGGGGGUUCGGUUAACCCUGGUCAGGGUAGGGUUUCUCAGGUCCCACGACAUGAUAAUCCUCCAAGCCCUCGUUAUCUACCUGAUCUCCCUCCAGGGCCGGUACGACCGGCAUGCGGUCUGGAUCCUAGGCGGCGUGGCUAUUCGCAUCGCGCAAAAGAUGGGCCUGCACCGUGACGGGGCAACCCUGGGCCUCUCUCCGUUCGAGUCCGAAAUGCGAAGGCGUCUCUGGUGGCAAAUCAUCAUGACGGAUGCCAAAUACGCCAUGUUCUCCGGGCUCAGCCACAACUUACUCCCGAGAAACAGCGACACGAAAUCGCCCUCGAACGUCAACGACGCCGACAUCUUCCCGACGUCCGAGGAACCGUUCCAAGACCGCGACGGCCCUACCGAGAUGAUCUUCUGCCUGAUAACGUACAGAUUUGCCAAGUUCCUAAUGGAGAUGCCCGGCUUUGAAGGGGUCGUUAUGAUACCGGAAGACGAGUCCAUGUCGACGGGCAAGGGGGCACCCACGGCAGAGCAGCUGGCGACAUACCGACGGGGAGUCGCACAGCUCCGCGAAGACCUAAAGGAAAUUCUCGAUAAACACUGCGAUUCCUCGGCCGGCCCUGUGCACGCCAUGGCGCUCGAGAUGAAGAAGCACCUUUUCAUGAAGCUCGAAGAACUGAUGACCCCCCCGAAGGAGCAGCUCGAUUGGGGGGGCGAAGUGAAGUCGGCCUCGGACAACACCUUCAAGAUCGCCAUCGGGACGCUCGAGCACAACGAGGCCAACUACAACUCGACCUCGAACCGCGGCUUCGCCUGGUUCUCGCUGCUGCACUUCCAGCUCGACAUCUUCAUGUACAUGGCCGGGCAGCUGUGCCGGCGCACCGAGGGCUCGCUGGUGAGCGGGUCGCUGGUGGAGCGCGCGUGGCGGCAGGUCGACGUCGUCUACUCGUUCCACCCGGAGCUGUUCGACAUGACCAACAAGAACUACAUGACGCUCGCCGUCUACGUGCUGCAGGCCUGGAAGAUGCGCGAGCAGCUCGUCCUCGCCAAGACGGGCCAGCCGGCCCAGGUCCCCUUCUACGUCGACAAGCUGCGCCUCUGCCUCCCCGACGUCGAGUGCAAGGUCGAGGCCGCCCAGCCCACGCCCCCGAUCCCCUUCGACGCCCCCGAGUUCGCCCCCGCCGAGCCCCUCGACUUUGCCAUGGACCCCCACGCCUCCCUGGACGACUACUGGCAGAUGGAUUGGGGCUUUGGCACGCAACCUGCCAACCUCGACAGCGCCGGCAUGGGGGUAUCCGGGCUGGGGCCGUUUGCCAUGGCGCCGUUGCCGGAGUGGUGA
Messenger RNA from Chaetomium fimeti, 1929 nucleotides. Its product is annotated as fungal-specific transcription factor domain-containing protein. The transcript has 3 exons. Gene Ontology annotation, biological process: DNA-templated transcription; regulation of DNA-templated transcription. NCBI's taxonomy places the organism in Eukaryota, Fungi, Ascomycota, Sordariomycetes, Sordariales, Chaetomiaceae. The record is from RefSeq and is a predicted model, not a curated record. The coding region runs from base 1 to 1929 and encodes 642 amino acids. Gene Ontology annotation, molecular function: DNA binding; DNA-binding transcription factor activity, RNA polymerase II-specific; zinc ion binding.